AAUAAAAAAAUUUGGGGAGGUCAGUGCUAGGUCAUUUAAAAAAGUGUGCAUGAAUUGGUAUAAAAAUAAUAAAAAAACAUCAUCGGAGUCUGUCAAACUGUGCGCAAAGUGGCAAAAAGAAAUUCUGGAUUCAACAUGGCACCCUUUUAAGAUUGUUGAAGUCGAAGGGAAGGAAAUACAGGAAGUAAUUGAUGAAAAUGAUCCUAAAUUAUUAUCUUUAAAAAAUGAUUUGGGAGAGGAGGCAUACGUUGUUGUGGUGACAGCUCUAAAGGAAUUGCAUGAGUAUCAUAAUUCUGAUGAUGCUGAGAACACCCAUAAUUCAAGUGAGAAACAAGUGAUACCUGAGAUAUGGGACUCCCAAAAUGGACGUAGAGCCACCGUAACUGAAGCUUUGAAGUAUUAA
Molecule: messenger RNA, 403 nt
Organism: Glycine soja
Lineage: Eukaryota; Viridiplantae; Streptophyta; Magnoliopsida; Fabales; Fabaceae
Product: factor of DNA methylation 5-like
Exons: 3
Coding region: 50-403 (117 amino acids)
Biological process (GO): gene silencing by siRNA-directed DNA methylation
Source: RefSeq, a predicted model, not a curated record